Oppiella nova is the source of this 9291-nucleotide messenger RNA. The record is from the annotation of a GenBank genome assembly. Lineage: Eukaryota; Metazoa; Arthropoda; Arachnida; Sarcoptiformes; Oppiidae.
AUGAGUGACGAGACCAGUGCUGAAGGUCUCGGUUGUGUCGAUGCGCACGAAGUAAGGACUCAAGACAUUGAGUGUGAAAUGAGAUGUGACAUGAAGUCUGACAUGAAGUCUGAUCCAAAACCCGGAGAAUUCAUAUUAAGGACACUCUUCGCAGAGUUCGCCAAAGAGUCCCAAAAGAAGAUCGAUUUAAUCCUUUGCGACGAUUCCUUGGAAAAGCCGCUCUCGAAGUCACUCCAGAGGGGCGAAGACCCCGUAUUCGACCAGUUGUUAACAGCUUUCGGAUCAGUUGCCGAACACUGUCUGCCAUCGCUUUUGCGGACAUUGUUUGCGUGGUAUGACAGACAACUGGAGGACAGACAGCUGACGACCUCCCAGUCCUCGCAGACCAGUGACCACAAGAGUGUCAAAUCGCUGUCUGACUCGCAGUCGAAGGCGACGGCAAAGAAUCUAACGAACAGUGAAAGCAUCGAAAGGGCGGAACAGUUCUUCCUCCUCGAGAAGAGGGAUUUGGCCGUUGAGUUCAUCUUCUGUUUGGUUUUGAUCGAAGUGUUGAAACAGUUGUCAUUACAUCCCGGAUAUGAAGAGCUCACGAAUCACAUCGAAGUGUUGGCUUUCAAGCACUUCCGGUUCCGCGAAGAGGCGCAGAACGACCCGAAUCUGCAGAACAUUAAUAUGAUUGCAGAUCUCUAUGCGGAAGUGAUUGGAGUGUUGACUCACUCGCGCUUCCAAUCCGUCCGCAAGAGGUUUAUGAAUGAGUUUAAAGAGUUGCGGAACAAAGAGCCCAAUCCUAUCACCACUCAUAGUAUUAUCAGUCUAUUAAUGGGAAUGAAGUUCUUUCGCAUCAAAAUGGUUCCGAUCGAGGAGUUUGAGGCCUCGUUUCAGUUUAUGCACGAAUGCGCCCAAUAUUUCCUCGAAGUCAAAGACAAGGACAUAAAGCACGCGUUGGCCGGACUGUUCGUCGAGAUCCUGGUGCCAGUGGCCGCCACUGUCAAGAAUGAAGUGAACGUCCCGUGCCUUAAGAACUUCGUUGAGAUGUUAUAUCCGCCGACUUUGGACUUAUGCACCAAAAAGAAACACAGUUUAGCGCUCUUCCCACUCGUCACUUGUCUCCUGUGUGUCAGUCAAAAGACAUUUUUCCUCAUGAAUUGGCACUACUUUCUGGCGAUGUGUUUACAACACCUCAAGAAUAGAGACCCGAAGAUGUGUAGAGUAGCUUUGGAAUCGUUGUAUCGAUUGUUAUGGGUUUACAUGAUUCGCAUCAAAUGCGAGAGCAAUACCGCCACUCAGAGCCGACUCCACAGUAUUGUCAACUCCCUGUUCCCCAAGGGAUCCAAAGCUGUUGUGCCCAGAGAUACACCGCUUAAUAUUUUUGUCAAAAUUAUUCAAUUCAUAGCUCAGGAAAGACUUGACUUUGCGAUGAAAGAGAUAGUCUUUGAUUUGCUAUCAGUCGGCCGAUCCAUUAAAAUCAUUUUGACGCCCGAAAGGAUGUCCAUUGGUUUGCGAUCUUUUCUGGUGGUCGCCGAUAGUCUCCAACAAAAAGACGGGGAGCCACCGAUGCCCAGAACAGUGGGUGUCCUUCCAUCUGGUAAUACAUUGCGCGUAAAGAAGACAUUCCUAAACAAAAUGCUUACCGAAGAGAUGGCAAGAACUAUAGGAAUGAAUCACUAUUACCCAUAUGUCAGGAAAACAUUGAGUGAUAUUCUGCGAGCCCUUGAUGUCCAGUUCGGUCGUCCCUUAAUGAUGACAACUGUCCAAAAUAUGAACAAAGAACCCGAUGAUAUGAUAACGGGAGAGCGUAAACCCAAAAUUGAUUUAUUCCGUACGUGUGUCGCAGCGGUUCCGCGCCUUAUCCCCGACGGUAUGUCUAAACAAGAUUUAGUGGACCUUUUGGCCAGACUUACGGUACAUAUGGAUGAAGAGAUGAAAGGUUUGGCUUUUCAAUCGCUGCAGAAUAUGAUCGUAGACUUCCCCGACUGGCGCGAGGAUGUCAUCGAAGGGUUUAUUCACUUUCUCUUACAUGAGAUCAAUGACUCGUUUCCCACUUUAAUCGACAAUUCGUUGAGAAUGUUAUUACAACUGUUGACGAGUUGGAAGCACGCGCUUCAGACCACUAAUAAUAAUAAUGGUAAUCAUAGUAAAGACCAAAACUGUUCGGAACCGGGUGUUGGUGUUGGUGUGGGUGUGGGUCCCACCAAAAACGAACACUUGUCUAAUGUAUUGCAUAACGUCGAGGCACUGGCAUUAGUGAUGCUCUGUUAUUGUCGUCAACCCGUUCGUCGAAUUGCUGCACAUAUUCUCAAAGAGAUUAAAAUAUUAUUAAAAUUAUUAUUUGUGAGCAAAGAAUGUGAUGAAGCGGUCGCUUCAGUGAUGGACAGAAUGUGCCCACAAGUGGUCGAAUUAUGCUUUCCUUAUCUGCCAUCCAGUGAGAAGUCAAGUAUAAUUACGGUGUCAAUGAAUGUGGACCUCCAUUGGUUGGCCGAACGGAGUGGAAGUGCUUGGGUUUCGGGACAGAAUGAAGUGGACAACGAGUCAAACAAUAAGGUGGACAACAGUGACACACAAAUUGAUUCGGAAUCCAAGAUGAAUGCCUGGUCGGUGUGUUUCAUGGCAUUAAUCGACGAAGUGAUCAAAUGUUGUCCAUCUGUUGUAUCUCUCUCGUGGCCAUUGAUAUGCCAUCGUUUAAAUACACUGUUCACACACUUAGAUCCGAAUCCCGUCAGUGACAACAGGGCCACAGCUUUGUUAAGAGGAACCACUUCUACAGUGAAAAAGUCUUCGACAGAACGCGACUUUUAUUUAGAGCUUUGGAAAAACUAUUUGAUGUACGCGUGCCGUAUCGCACCGGCAAACCUUACCAAUUGUUUGGCUACUAUUCGAUACAUACCACACGAGAGCUGUGCCUCUCCGGACAGUCUGUCAUCUGAGAGAUCAGUAGAAAACAGAUCUCCAAUGAACAGAGGAGUGAGCGCUCAAAGCCUUUUCAAACAAAUUAUUCCACUUUUGCGGAGCGAACAAAACGAUUUAAGAAAUGCUGUCGCUUUGGGUGUCUCUCAUGUCAACCAAUUUGUGUUUAAAGAACUCAUGGAAGAACUCGUGCCGUAUAUUAGAGAAGCUUUCGAUCGAAAACAAGAGAAUCUAAGGCGUCGUAAGAGACGAGAGAUGUUGAGGAUUCAAAUCGGAAGACUUCUGAAACUGAUUUCUGACCGAAAUAUUCUGGGUUUAAGCCAAUGUGUGAUAGAUCGUGACGCCGGCACUCUUAGCAAUACAUUCGUUGAGUACAUCGAUGGCGCCCGACUCUACUUAGAGUCUGAAACUGAUAAGGACUCCAAUUCACUCGUUCAUGACAUCAAACACUCUUUCUGUUCAUUUAUUUACCGAUUAAUCAAAAGCUUUCCGAUUGAGAAUCGAUCGAAUCUAUUAAGCCGUGAAUUGAGAAGAAAUCUGUUUUAUUUGUUCGCCUCUUGGAGUGGAGAUUAUGGUAAUCAUGUGUUCAUCAAUUAUAAGCAACACAAUUACAACGACCCUCUGAAGCCAAUCAGUGAAUUGGAAUACCUGUCCCUCUCAGCGAUGUCAUCGGUGUUGUGUUGCGGCUCUAUCUUCGACCCCCAGUGUCUCUUCGAUGAGAGCAAUCUCUAUGUAUGGCUCAACCAUUUGCUGAGUGAAAGACAAGAGAAAGUGACAGAACUUGCGUUGGAGACUAUAGUCCUUCUGCUGGAGUAUAACACAGACGUGGGUUCUCUGUUGGACUGGUUGGUCGACUCGUGCUAUACUAAGGAUACCAACGUUUCCGACGGUUGUUUCAAAGCAAUCGCUACGAUAUUCUCUGCCCGUGAGUACCCGUGCGAUCAUUAUAUUGCUAUAAUAAAUGCGACUCUAAUGAACAUCGGGUGCCCGCGAGCCCCUAUACAUCAGCUCGCUUUGCAUUUGUUACAAAUUCUGGACAAUCGCUUCUUUGGGUCUAAAACUAAUGAUAUAUUGAGUGAAGAAUAUCGACACAUGAAUAACGACGAUAAGGAAUGUCUCGAAGAAAAUGUAGUGAUCAAUGAAUAUGAUUUUGAUAAUCCAUUUUCAGACGUUUCUGAAAUUCAUUUGAGAAGAAAGCCUACAAAAUAUGUGAACAGUUAUGAACCGUUACUUUCAAAUGUCUACCCGUGCUCUCAGUUAGAGAUUUCUCGACGUAUGGCUCACUUCCAUCCACAACUAUCAAUGCCUGUCUUUUCUGAGAUUACAUACCGGUUCCAAACAGCUAAACCAACGGUUUGCCAGAACCUUUUGCAAUACUUGAUUCCAUGGCUUUAUAACAUAGAACUGGUCGACCCUAACAUAACACCAUUGCAAAACCCAUUCACCGCUUAUUCGGAAUCAAAUGAUUUAAAUAUAGACAACGAGUUCGCCAAAGAGGGCUGGGGUUCAGCGGAAGCGUCGGAAAUGGUAUUAAACAACUUAUUCUACAUUACUGUGAAAUUUGGCGAUAACUAUCCCAAAGAGAUAGAGGAUGUGUGGUCUGCUUUGUGUGCCUAUUGGCCCAACAAUUUGCGAAUCAUAAUCAGAUACCUGUUUAUAUUGACGGGUUUGGCUAAUGAUUUGCUGCCAUCAGCCAAACGAGUUGUCAUCUAUUUGUCGCAUUCAAAAGCUGAGCGUCUAAUCGACGAAUUAAUGUCUGAAUUACAAACCGUUGAAUCUUUAAAUUGUUUGACUGAACGCACAGAAGCGCCGCCUUUUUUCCGUAUAACAAGUAUUAGGAAAGGGAGCGGACAUUCAGAGGAUGGCUGUGUGAACGGUGGCUCUAAUGGCAACUCUGACGGCGGAAACUCCAAUCUCAUAACAUUCAGCGAAUCGGGAACUCUUCACACCAAAAGACAUAGCGCUGCCGAAGGAAUUAAUGAACGCUAUUGUUGUUAUGAUAAUUGUCUCUCUAUUAAAGACAAUUUGAAUAAAUUGGACAUUUGCUGCAGAAAUGAGGACCAAUUUAUUGGCGAUCAUUUCACGGCGAGUCGCUUCCAGAAACCAAUGACACCGCAGCCGAGACCUCUGCCAAUGCCGGAGUUUGGCGGUUAUUACGCGCCGUUGACUGAGUUCCUGCCCACUACUGGACAGCCUGUGGUAGGCUUUCAUCGCUGCAAUUUGGCACUUAUGCUGCUUUCAGAUCUGGUCAUUGAUGGCAUAGCGUUAGACUGGACGCCACACAUCCCACUCAUGCUUCACAUUAUAUUUCUCGGCUUAGAUCACAACCGAUCUUUAGUUCACGAACACUGCAAACAAUUACUGCUAAACUUAUUAAUAGUUAUGACUCGACAUAACGAUCACUUGAAUGUGGCCAGAAUUUUACUCAACACACGGACGCAACAGUUAGGCUAUGGGUUAACCAUUGCCACCAACACCGCCAAUCCAAUGCCCAACUUCAUAGACCCCCCAAAUGCUAAGACUUUUAAUUCCAACUCAAACGGUAGUUCCCGUCAAAGCAGUUUAGGGCGCAAUAAAAAUCGAUCCGUUUUCUCGGGUUUAUUGCUACCAAAGGACAAGAAUCAGGUGAAACCAACUGAAGACUCGAAUGAAAAGGAAUCGGAAACAACAGAAGAGAUUACUGUUGGAGACACUAAAUCGCUUCACUCUCUCGAAACGCUUAUCAAAUGUUUGAUUGAAUUUAUUUCAUCGAAAAGAGGAGUUCCGCUUUGGAAUUAUGAGGACAUCACUGCCAAAGUGUGGUCAAUACGAUCUGCGGAUCAAUUGUCGCAUUUUAUUGAACACAUCUUAUAUGUAUUCAAAGAGUCUCUGCCGUCCGCUAAGAUCGAAGAGCGUUGGUCUGAGAUAUCGCUUCAGUUGGCGCUCUCGUGUUCGUCCCGUCACUACGCGGGCCGUUCUCUUCAGAUAUUCCGUGCACUGAGAAUGCCUUUGAAUUCCCGGAUGUUGUCUGACAUACUGUCCCGUUUAGUGGAGACUGUGUCGGAACAGGGGGAGGACAUGCAGGGCUACGUCACGGAACUUAUGCUUACUUUAGAAGCAGCCGUUGAUUCACUUGAUUCCGAUCCCCGACUCUUCGGAGAACUCGUUCGAGAGUUUUUCAAAUCGACACCAAAUUUGAAUACUAAAGACAACGCCAAGAGACAGAGUGCACCGGUGGGCACGACUUGCACUUCCAUCAGUAGUUCGUCUACCGUUGUCUCAAAUAGUUUGCCGACUUGUGUCUCAUCCGUGCCUUUAAUGCGACACCAAAUGUCAACUCACAUGAGAAGCACUUCUUAUUCUGUCUCAUAUCCCACGAGAAAAGUGAUGACAGAAUCGACUCAUUCUGAGGUGAAAGAAAUGCGGAGCAGAACUAAUACAGACUCAGACACUCUUCGGAGUUCAGUCGGUGUUAACAACACAUCAUUGGGUCGAUCGAGAAGUGCUCAGUCAUUGAAGACAUUAGAAGAGCAGCAAUACAUGACUAUUGAGGACAAGACCUCACUGUUGGCCCAAUUCUUUUGGAUAGCAGUCGUAAUGCUUGAAACCGAUUACGAACACGAAUUCCUUCUGGCAUUACGUCUGUUCGACAAACUUCUCUUCAAAUUGGGUUUAGAUAAAAGUGAUUCUCAAGAAAAGGUUGAAAAGAUAUUUAUGCAAAUGAAGUGGAAUCAGUUCCCCGGCGUUCACUCCUUACUGUUGAAGGGCUGUACGUCUCCGAUCACAUACGAGCCCACAAUGAAUUUGUUGCACAAAAUGACUCCUUUGCUUGAAGUCAAUGUUAUCGAUCCGUCAGAAUCGGCCAAUUCUUUCCCCUAUCAUAUUAUGUCUCAAUUGCCUUAUCUUCUGCUCAAUUAUGACGAACCAAACUCUCUCUGCACUCAAGCGGCCGAAAACAUAGCCCUUUGGUGUACAGAAAAAUCGAAAAAACUCGACAAUUUGGCGACUGUUAUGAUGCUAUACAGCAGGAGAUCAUUCAGCAAAGAGAACCUUCAGUGGACUAAAUGUGUUGUCAAAUACUUAUACGACGCCUAUUCGCACACUUUUCUCAAUUUAGUCUCUUUUCUUGUUGAGGUGGCGGAAAAGGGUCCGCCAAUUCUGUUGACACACAUUCUGUCAAUACUUCACUGUAUGCUUCAUUACAUUGACUUGAGUUCAAACACUACCAUAAACAGUGACAUAUCGAAAGUUGCCACCAAAUACAUAGAGGGCUCGCAAUGGAAAGAUGCUCUCAAAAUACUGAAACUCGUGGUCACCCGUUCCUCCACUUUAGCCACUCCUCCCGUUUAUAACAUAGGCUCCACUUAUUUCAACAGUUUUCCUCAAAGUGGCUCUUAUUCUGUGGACUGCAUUAGUAUCGCUUCGGGAACUUCUUUUGCCGACUCGGAGUUCAGUUCAAAGCGAGAACUUCCCGGACGGACAAUGGACUUCACGUUCGACUUAAACCAAACUCCAAUCGUUGGCCGAAAAUAUCUCAUUAAGAAUAAUGAGUCCAAAUUGGAGGCCAGUUCUGAAACUAGUGGUGAAGUGAGUCAUGAAAAGGCGCCGUUGGAUGACAAGGAAGUGAUGACAUCGUCUCCGCGUCGGAGUCUCUCUCACAACCACUCAUUCAAUGAGAACAGCAAUAACUGGCGCCGUCCGUGGCUCUCACAGUCGCGUAUAAGGGAACGACUCAUUGGUUUACUGACCAGUUGUGGACAACGCGUCGGAUUGCCUAAGAGUCCGUCCGUUAUAUUUAGUCAAAACAGUGAUGUCGUCGAUCGCAAGUCAUCGAUGGCCAGCAGUACCGAAGAGAUAUCGGCCACAAAUAAUGACGCCUCGGGUGACAGCAAACUAGAGGACGCAACUCACGGAGAGUUUGCUUUGUUUAAAGACUUUGAUUUUCUGGAGUAUGAACUCGAGAGCCAAGAGGGCGAGAGUUUGGAUAAUUUCAAUUGGGGUGUCAGACGGCGCUCUCUCACUAGUUUGGACACAACGGACGGUGACGUCAAAAUGAAUAGUCCGCUCAGAGCUGUCGGUUCCAUAUCUAGUCUACGAAAAGAUGAGUUAUCAUCGGAUGAAGAGGCAGAGAGUGGUUCACCUCUAUAUGACAUCUCAUCCGAUAUGACACUACAAUCUGGUUCUAUGUUUCUGCCAAACGCUUUGCCACUUCUCGACUCUGAUAGACACCGACCGGCGAGUAAUCUGUCGCGCAGUUCGUCACACAGUUUGGGCAGUGAGGGAGACCUCACUCUCAGCAAUACUUCCGCCUCUAAUAGUAUAUCUCCGCACGUCAUCCAAAGUCAAUGUCUCUCAACUGAUAUCGAAGAUCAAUGGAAUUCACACUUCAGUCUUGUAAUGAAUGACACUUCUGGUAACGUUUCCUCACAGACCUAUCAAUUGCUUUCUCGUAUUUUUAACGAGACCUUCAAAAAAGUCAUUCAUUUGACUCGCGAGUCAUGUGAACUGUUACCACAUUCUUCCGAACAGUUUCGAGCCAUUACUUCACGUUUCCUUAAUUUAUUGGAUAUAAUUGGCUCUCAAAUCGAGUUUCCAUUUGUUUUCGUCGAUUCAUCCCUUUUCAUAGCAAUCCCGCAACUCUUGGAAAGACAUCGUUUGGGAGUACUUGAAGUGCAGGAGCACUGGGAGACCUUCAAUGAAAAGAAGGACCAUCUGCUCGAAUGUCUCGAUACUAUCAGGAGUUGCCAGAAGUUGGAAGCGAUCGCUGAAUCCAAUGUGGUUGACAUUAGAACUGAUUUGUGUAAAUGUUUAUACAAAAUGCAUUUCCAACUAAUGCUUCUCAUUGAGAGUUAUUUGAAAUUAAUAUCUCUGUUGAGGUCUAACACCAGUCAGUGCUCUGUAUUUUUGGUCUCGAAUUUAUCCCAAGAAGUGACUGCAGUUAAGAGUGAUUUAAUGAAAUCAGUCGAAGACACAGAAAGCGAUCGUCAGUCGACUUCGUCUUCACCGCAACCGGAAUCGAGUCCUUCAUUAGAUCACAACGCCUUAAGUGACUUUGAGACACAUUUGCGAGAAUUAGUCGUUUCUCACCAAUUCGUUAAAGCAAUUAAAGUUUUGCACCAAAUUAGGGCUCAAUUUCCAGGUUUCUCUUGUUUUGGGAUCAAUGAAGACGACGACAUAAAUAUAGUUCUAUCCGUUUAUUGCAAUAUAUUAUGCGAAUCGAGAACUUAUUAUUUGGUGAUAACAGAGCCCGAACACAAUCCCGCAGAAAUCACCCGUCAACUCAUGGACACCAGUCUCCAGUUGUCGUCGACUCUCCAUUCACUAGAUUUGGAUAACCAUUCGCUCACUAAUUAGAUCCAAGUGUUGCCUAUAUUUUGCUUCACUUAUUUGCAUGAUUUUUAUUACCGU